UAUCCUGUCGGCCUAUUGAGUGUUGCUUAUGAUCAUAGAAAGAUGUCAGCAAAAUGACUGAACUGACCCUUCACAAGCUGAUGAUAGAAACCUGCUCCAAGUUCCCCCAUCACUUGGCAGCCAUAUUUGAUGACGGUUGCCAUGGUGCCGAGGUGGUAACAUACAGACAGGUUCUGGAGACCGCAAACACAGUAACAUCCCUUCUAAAUGCUCACUCCAAGUGUGGGGAGAUCAUCGGCCUUUAUGCGGAGCCUGGCAUCACCUUGCCUGCUUUCAUUCUUGGUAUUCUGCAACUCCCUGCUGCCUACGGCCCUAUUGAUCCACAUGCUCCAAGCUCCAUCAAUGAGUAUUUCAUCAAAGAAGUUGGCAUCCGUAUCGUCUGUGUACAGAGCUGUCUAUUAGAGCACUUUGCCAAUGGUCUAGGCCAAAGCUUUGAUUGGGAACUCUGCCACAAUGUAGACCAAGAGCCGAUGUCUUCUGGGCUAGUUCCAGUGCGACUAGAAGCCACCAAGCACAACAAGCAGGACCUGUGCAAUGGAGACAGAGAGGAACAGUCCUCUUCUCUGGCAUAUGCUCUCCAUACCUCAGGGACGACUGGCAGGCCUAAGAUAGUGCGAGUGCCACACUCUUGUAUAGUACCAAACAUUUUGGAUCUUAGGGUGAUUUUCACUAUCACCGAAGAUGAUGUGGUCUUCAUGGCUUCACCUCUGACCUUUGACCCCAGUGUGGUAGAGAUGUUCAUGACCUGGAGCCAGGGAGCAACCCUCCUGAUGGUACCUACCAAGCUCAAGAUGGCUCCCAGCUCUCUAGCCCAAGUCCUAAAGAGAAACCAUGUGACUGUUUUACAGGCCACGCCAUCCCUCGUAUCCCGCUUCUCAUCCUCGGCGUUGCAACAAGAUCUUCUUGGUGCCUCCUCUACCCUUCGCCUCCUUGUUUUCGGGGGCGAAUCCUGCCCUACUCCUGCUUCCAUCGCCCGCUGGAGGGGGGCUGGGAACCGGACAGAGUUCAUCAAUCUGUACGGAAUCACCGAAGUAUCCAGCUGGGCUGCCUGCUUCAAGAUUCCAGAGGAGUGGAUAGAGGAGAGACUAGAUUACCAUAUUCCAUUAGGAGAUGCACUGAAAGACACCAUACUUCAAGUCAGAGAUGAAACCGGGCGAGAGCUUGAAUCAGGCAUAGGGGAGGUGUUUAUCGGGGGAUACCUGCGUGUCUGUUUCCUUGGUGAUGAAGAGUUACAAGUGUUAGUGAGGAGAGACCAACUGGUAAUGAGGUCAACUGGAGAUAUGGUAGAGGUCACCAACAGAGGGCUCCUCUUUCUCGGCCGUCAGGACGAUCAAGUCAAGCGUCAUGGCAAACGAAUAAGUCUCUUUCAUGUUAAACAGGUAAUUGAAGCCUGCCCAGAUGUUGAAUCCUGUGAUGUCAUCCAUACAGACGGCAGGUUGAUUGCAUUCUACACUCCGUCCGGCAAACACCCUACCUCAACACCAGGUCCAGUCGAGCAGCGGUCUGGUCAAGAAAAUGAUAUCAUCCAGAAGACCUUCUCUCCUCUUGGAUCUGCCUCACCACCACUACCAUCACCAUCGUCGUCAUCACCGGUCAUGCCGUCGUUUGAUCUGGAGUUAAGUGAUACGUCAGCUGGAGUAGCAAGACCAACAGGAAAACAAUCAGUUUCUUCAAUUACAUCACUGAACAAGUUAAAAUAUGAUCCAUCCAGCCAGUCAGAUUGGUCAAGUUUAGAUUUCAAUCACAAACAAUCCUCAAAUAUAUCUGAAAUAGAUCUAGGUGACUGUUCGCUUGAUCUGGAAUUAAGUGAUACGUCAGCUGGAGUAGCAGGGCCAACAACUGGAAAACAAUUGGUUUCUUCAAUGACAUUACUAGCUGAGUUAAGAUAUAAUCCAUCUACUCAGUCAGCUGAUGGAUCAAGUUUAGAUUUCAAUCACAAACCAUCGUCAAAUAUAUCUGAAAUAGAUCCAGGCGACUGCCAAAACAAUGGCCGUGUAUCCGUAGCUAUCAGAGCAUUAGUGCCUUCGGAGGAUUCAAAGACCUCUUUGGGUAGGGUCCUGCAGCCUCCGAGGAGUGUUGCGAAGUAUCUGAGAGGGGCACUUUCAAGUCAUGCUAUCCCGGACCGGUUUGUGGCCCUGCAGGAGCUCCCCAUCACAAGACAUGGCAAGGUGGACACGGCAGCGCUGAAGGAGCUUCUUUGGCAGCUUGAAGCAUCUGAAAAGGAGAGGAGAGAGAAGCAGAACAUCAGAGGCCAAAGGUCAACGGGAAGAUGGCAGGAGAUUCUGGUCAGAGAGUGGAAGAACUGUCUCUUCUUGGCUGAAUCGGAUGCCAUUGGGGACCAUGACUCCUUUGUGACACUGGGUGGAGAUUCCUUCCAAGCUCUGCGCUUGGUCAAUUCUCUUGAAGCUUCCCUUGGCAUGCCUCUGCCUGACCUCAUGGAUGACCUCCUGCAUCGGACCUUCUCCAAGGUUCAGCAGACCUUCGGGCAACAUCUUCAACAGACUACUUGCUGCCAAAGUGAUCUUGAAAGCCAUCAGGACAUGGACACUAAAAAUCAGAAGACAAGCAUUGAUUCAGAACAUUUUAUCGAAAAUCAUCACCAAGAAUACGAAGGUGAUAAGGAGGAACAGUUUGCCAAUAAAAACGUAGACAAAUUAUUUGCUGCAAGCACUGGCAAGGAAGCUGUUCCAGAUAAUUGUCUUCUUGAUAAUAAACCAACUCAGAUUGCUGUGAGAUCUGUGGAAAAUCAGGACUUAAACAUAUCAUUUUCUGAACACCAAAAGGACAAUUUUUUAGGAGUGGACUCUGCAACUCGAGGUAGGAAAAUGGAUGAUGAUUUGCUGACCAGUCAAGCACUCAAAAGAAAACUUUCCUCUAGAGAUCCUCUGGAUGAUGCAUCUUCAAAGAAGACAUCAAUUAGCCAAGAGAGAGCGCCUCCGUUAGGCUCUGACAGGGUAAAUUCACAGCCAAAUUAUCCAGAUACCCAAAGGAACUGCAUUGUUUCAGUCCGGAGAGGUACCCAGAUUCUACAUCACAACUGCUUUCGGGAUAGGACAUCAGAAGGGGGCCAUGGAGCGUGUGCGGAGCCAUCCGUUGAACAGUCAGAAUGCAGUGUAAAUACAGGAAAGCUCUGCUUUGAAGAAAAUUGGAGAGUGGACACUGGGAAAUGCGUUGAUGCUUCACCUCUUGUAGUGUGUACCAGCUCCAGCCAAACAGUCUACAUUGGCUCACACUCUCACCGAUUUGUCGCUAUCACCAUGGAAACAGGGAAUGUCUUAUGGGAGGCGGUGUUAGGUGAUCGAGUGGAAUCAUCGGCUUGUCUGUCUGCUUGUGGAAAAUACGUCAUUGUCGGUUGCUAUGAUCGUUUUGUGUACUGCCUGUCUGUAUCGUCUGGAGACAUUUGUUGGAAGUAUGAGACUGGAGAUGUGGUCAAAUGCUCACCAGUCUGUGAUGUCACAAAUGGACUGGUGUACAUCGGAUCACAUGACCAACACAUCGUGGCGUUGCAAGUUCAGGAGGAGAAAUGUGAGAUGAAAUGGCGAUCCCACUGUGGUGGUGGAUCCGUCUUUGCCUCACCCUGUAUCCACCAUGCCUCGGGAACUGUAGUAGCAGCUACUCUGAGAGGACGUGUCGUAGCAUUCAACAAGGAGUCUGGAGAAAUGAAGUGGUCAUUCGCCUGCCCAAAGCCAGUGUUCUCAUCACCUGUUGCUAUAGACAACAGCGUUCUUGUUGGAUGUGUGGAUGGCAUCAUGUACUGCCUAUCUCAUGCUGGCAUCCAGUUAUGGACCCACACGGUCGAUGGACCCAUUUUCUCAUCACCAUGCAUCUCAACCCUCCACCCACUCUCCCAGCCCCUCUCCAAAGAUGAACAACCAUCUCGUCACACGGUCAUCUUUGGAUCCCACAAUGGCUCUGUAACCUGUCUUGACCCCUCGACCGGUCAGCUCGAGUGGACCUCCAAAGUCUCUACCUUCCCCAUCUACUCCACCCCUUUCGGCUUCACCCGGGACGGUCAUCGCAGAGUGGCCGUCGCAUCGACGGAUGGUCGUGUCUGCACUCUAGAUAUGCAGACAGGCAACGUACUAACUGAAAUGGUGCUUCCGGGUGAAGUGUUUUCAUCACCCGUCGUGAUUGAGGGUAAACAUGUCGUUGUAGGGUGCAGAAAUGAUUAUGUCUAUUGCCUUCAUUUGAAGGAAACUGAUUAGGAGACAGAAAUACUGCCAACAUAUUUCUUCCAUUUGGGGCAUUAUGAACUGGUAAGAAUACAUGAUAUCAGGGCUUGAAUAUGUGUGUGAUAUUUUAUAAUUAUGCUAAAGUUUAUAAUAAUGAUAGGCAUUUCUGUAGCGCCGUCUAUCUAGAAUUUCUAUUCUUACCUCCGGCUUUAGCCUAGCUGCCAUUACAGCACUCACAUAAUUAAGAAUUCGUAAAAUAAAUUUGCUUUCAUUGUCAGAUUUUUAUUCACAAACCUUGAGUUUCAGAAAAGAUAAAUUCUAGUCCAUCACUUACAAUUUCUAUCAAGUCUGUUAGUCUCAUACAAUGUAGCUGAUAGAGCCCUACAACUUACUUUUCUCCAUUUGCCAAAAAAGUGUGGAGCUCCCGCACAGAUGUUUUAACUGCAACAGAUUUUGCUUCUGGCAAGUACAUAUUCUGUAGGAACUCCCACGUUCCUAUGCAAGCAGCCUGGCACUGAACAUCCAGCACGUUUAUUAGUUUAAAACAAAAGUCUACUGCCUUGGUCAUUGUCUUGAACUUCAAUGCUUGUCUCACCACAAUAACGAAGAAUUAAAGGGGGUUGAUCCUUGAACCUAUCACCAGAAUGUAAGGCUGCGACAUCUUGUUUUUGUCAAUGCUGUCAUUAUAGAUAGAAUGUCAUAUCUGUCCCCUCAGGUUUCAUAUCAAUGAAAGAGUUGAGAUUUUCCCCUGUAGAACACUUCCCCUUCCUUCCUCUUCCUCUCCCGGUCAACACAAGUGGUAGGAGGCUAAAAGUAAGGUUCUUAGUUUACACUAGGAACCCUAAUACUGUGCAGUAGUAGUCCUAGGUACUUUAUUCUCCUGCUCAUCACCUAUCUAACGGAAUGGAAAUCCUAUGACAUUGAGUAAUGAUAAUAAUGUGUUGUUCUUGUAUAGCGCAUAUCACAUUGUUACAUAACGUCUCUAUGAACACCUAAAAUACACCACAUCAUCUCGUGAUAUUGGUGUUUUGUGUUCAGUGUUUCCUUUUCUUUCCUUCUUCAAAACGACCAUCAACGCUUUGAAGAUAUUAUUGCUCUCCAGAAAUUCAUUCUUAUCAGAUAAAUCCCAGUUCUUUUCAGCUUUGAAAUGUCGAUGAAGGGUAUAUCUAAUCGAUGGCAUGAAACGAUCAAUUUUCGUCUUAUCUUCACUGUCUGGUUUCCUCAGCGAAGCAUAAAAUGUCAUUAAAUAUUCAUCCAGCGCUUUCUUUGUGUCAGUCACAACAGCGAGAGACGCUCCAGUAACUUCAAAAAUUUCUCAAACUUAUAACGGCCAUAUUUAAUCGCCCUCUUUGUGUUUUUAAUAUCCACAUUUGCAUAAUUAGAAACAAUGGACGGAUUACUAUCACACUCAAGACAUGUAUGUAUCUUGCAGAGCCAAUGAACUGAUUAGAUUUUAGGGUCAUUAAGGUCAUAGGUCAACGGACAUCGGGCUU
Messenger RNA from Strongylocentrotus purpuratus (purple sea urchin), 5665 nucleotides. Its product is annotated as beta-alanine-activating enzyme-like. NCBI's taxonomy places the organism in Eukaryota, Metazoa, Echinodermata, Echinoidea, Camarodonta, Strongylocentrotidae. The coding region runs from base 54 to 4205 and encodes 1383 amino acids. The transcript is spliced from 14 exons. The record is from RefSeq and is a predicted model, not a curated record. Gene Ontology annotation, molecular function: protein binding. Gene Ontology annotation, biological process: amino acid activation for nonribosomal peptide biosynthetic process.